Molecule: messenger RNA, 2665 nt
Organism: Penicilliopsis zonata CBS 506.65
Lineage: Eukaryota; Fungi; Ascomycota; Eurotiomycetes; Eurotiales; Aspergillaceae
Exons: 3
Coding region: 101-2476 (791 amino acids)
Cellular component (GO): nucleus; cytoplasm
Molecular function (GO): protein binding
Source: RefSeq, a predicted model, not a curated record
CACGACUUUACCCAUGAUUCUAUAGUAAUCUAUAUGCUAUCUUAUAGUAACCCCGCCUCCAGCCCCGGGGAAGGAAUUGUCAUUCCUCACCAUAUCCAUCAUGUCGCUUUCAGACACAGAAGACGUGGUUGUGGUGGAUUCCCGCGAUAUUUGUGACUUCAACGAACAAAACAUUCUUCCUCUUCCAGCAGAGGAGCUCAAGAAGAUCCGAGAUUGGCUGCAGCCCACACCGUAUGAUCUAGAGAGAUCUGAAUUCUCAAGACAUCGGGCAUCAUAUCUUGCAGGCACCGGGCAGUGGCUUCUGUCCACAACUACCUAUCAAAAAUGGCAUCAAGGCGAUGCGAAUGGCCUCCUUUGGAUCAAAGGCAUCCCCGGAUCCGGAAAAUCUGUCAUGGCAGCCUCGAUCAUCGACCAGCUCCGCAAGGAAGAGGUCCCAGUCCUUUCCUUCUUUUUCCGCCAGAUCAUUGAUGCAAACCACCAGCCGGUAGCUGCGUUGCGAGAUUGGCUGUGCCAAAUGCUUCCCUACAGCCCACCCUUGCAAGUCCGGCUGAAAGAUGACUACCUGAAGAAGAGUCGCUCGGUGGAUAGUCUAUCUCCAAGCGAUCUCUGGAAAGAUCUCAAGCUUGCUCUGGCUGCCUUCCCCAAGGCCUACUGCGUCACCGAUGCCUUGGACGAGAUGGAUCAGGGCAACGAUGACUUUCUCCACGAUUUGGCCGAGCUGGGCCAAUGGCGCCCUGCCAAUGUCAAAGUCCUCAUUACCUCACGCCCAGUGAUCGCUGUAGAGUCUCCCUUACGGCAGUUCCGUAUACCACAUCUUCGCUUGGAGGAACGCCUCGUCGAUAUUGAUAUUGCUGCCUAUGUGCAAUACAGACUGCGAAACUCCUCCGUCCCCCACGAAUACUGGGAUCUUAUCACCGAAGCCGUGCCUGGUCGAGCCAAUGGUCUCUUCUUACAUGCAAAGCUUUCAAUGGACGCGUUUGUCGAGCCGGAAGCCAACGCUCAGGAGGUCCUUGAAAAACUGCCAGCGGACCUGAACGUGAUGUAUAACAACCUCUUGCGCGAACAUGCAAAGCGCUCGCAUGUUCCAGACGAAUUGCAGCUUCUCGUCUUGCAGUUUGUCACUCAUGCCACCCGGCCAUUGCGUCUUUUAGAGAUUGCGGAGAUGGUCCAGACAACCCAUGCUUUGGUGGGAGAACGCAGCCUGAAAGAGACCAAAGACCUCAUCCGGGCUGCUUGUGGCCCGCUACUGGAGGUCCUGCACGACGAGACCGUCUCUGUUGUUCACCACUCCUUUACCGAGUUUCUCAAAGGAUUCACUCGUGUCUCGGAUGGUGCAAGCUACCCGAUCCUUGAGACUGGCCCGACUAACCAACGCCUUGCCAUGGUAUGCUUGGGCUAUCUACAAUCUGGAUGUCUGGACAACUUGGAUAUCAAGCAACGCAGUAAGCAGGACGAGUUCUAUCGACCCAAAAAGGCUCAGCAGAGUGCAAUCAGGCUGCAAUUCCCAUUCCUGGAAUACGCAGCGGAGAACUGGUACAUCCACACACGUCGUGCAGUACUUGCUGGUGCAGAUAUGUCAUCGUUCUACAUGGCUCUGGAUACCUUCAUGGCAGAUAACCAGAGAUUCACUGCCUGGCUGGAUCUCGACUGGCCCGAGCAUUUGAUCCAAGGGCUCACUCCACUCCAUGUUGCUGCUCGGACGGGGCUGGCGCAAUACACUGCACGCUUGCUUGCAGGGGGCGGUGCAGACCCAAAUGCGAAGAGCUUUGCUGGUGAUCCUCCACUCUACUGGGCUGCUUCAGCCGGCCAUGCAGACGUCGCACAGCUUCUCAUUGACAACGGGGCGGAUCCAGACGGAGAGGCGCACGAAGGAUACAAACCGCUCCAUAUCGCUGCCACCAAGAACCGAGCUGGUGUCGUCAAGGUCCUGCUGGCUGCUGGGGUCGACCCGCUCACUCCAAAGACAAGAGAAAAACCGGGCAGAUUCUGUGGCAAUGCGCCGCGUUCAGUUGGUCAUACACCGCUGAUGUAUGCCUGUCAACACGGGCAUGCUGAAGCCGUGGCGGAGUUUCUUCCAUAUCUUACAGAUCCCGAAACCCUCAUCCGUGCCCUUUCUUGGUCGGCAGGGUCGGGGCACGCAGCCUGUGUGGACUUGAUUGUCCGAUAUCCAGGCGUAGACGCGAACUCCAAGUACAUGGGAGAGACUCCACUGUUCAAAGCCUGCAAUGAAGGAUCGUUGAAGACAAUCAAGGUUCUUCUCCGAGCAGGUGCAGAUCCCAAUACCUUCAACUCUUAUCCAGUGGAUGAGUUUAGUGGAAAUUUCCUUAUGAAUCGACGUCACCCCUCAACGCACCCAGACGGUCCGAGAGGCUACACUGCAUUACAGGCACUGUGCGGAAUCAACAAAAGGCUACAUGAGCGCAACCCUACCGUGGAGUGUGUUCCCCCUUGCAUUAUGCCUGUGAAACCAAUAUAGAGAUUGCAAAACUGCUAUUAGAUGCCGGAGCAGAUCCUACUGCUGAAGACGACCGUGGCAAUACAAUCCUCCAUACUGAUGGAUCUACAGACAAAGAGUUGCUGCCUCUGGUAUUGGACUCAGGGCUUAUUGAUAUCAGGAAGCUCACAGCAGGGCCUUUGCACUGUCGGAUCAAUGGCUUGCAUAUCG